UGGCUGUCUGCGCCGUGCAGAGCUGAGUGACAUCCCGUGUGUGCGCUGUCCGGAGCCGCCGCUCCAUGGCUCUGUGUCCCCCGCCGCCUUCUCGCUGUAUCUCGGGACUGUGAAAUCGCACCAUGCUGGAUUUAUACGUGACCGGCCUGCUGCUGGCUCUGUGUGUGCAGCUGUGCCAGCCCACCGGGUACUUCGAGCUGCAGCUGGGCACUGUUCGGAACUUGCUCGGGGAGCUGCUGACCGGGGAGUGCUGCGACGAUACCAAGAGCCCCCAGAACCCGUCCUGUAGCCGGGAUGAAUGUGAUACCUACCUGCGGGCCUGCCUCAAGGAGUACCAGGCCAAGAUUACCCCCACCGGGCCCUGCAACUAUGGCUCGGCACACACCGCAGUGCUGGGCGGGAACAACAUCCACCUGAGCUCCCGGGAGCCGGCCGGCAGGAUAGUCAUCCCCUUCCAGUUCGCCUGGCCGAGGUCGUUUACGUUGGUGUUGGAAGCCUGGGACUGGGAUAAUGACACUAGAACAGAUGACAGCCAGUUGAUUGAUAGAGUGACCCAUGCUGGAGUGAUAAAUCCUGACGACCAGUGGACACCAUUACUUCUCAAUGGACAUGUUGCUCACUUUGAAUUCAAGAUACGAGUAAAAUGUGAUGAGAAUUACUAUGGUGCAAUGUGCAAUAAACUGUGCCGACCCAGAGAUGACUUUGUUGGACAUUACACUUGUGACCAGUAUGGAAACAAAGCGUGUAUGGAUGGUUGGAUGGGGAUGGAUUGUAAACAAGCUAUAUGUAAACAGGGCUGUGACCUGCUCCAUGGUGGCUGUACUGUGCCUGGGGAAUGCAAAUGUCACUAUGGAUGGCAAGGACAAUACUGCAAUGAAUGUGUUCAUUAUCCGGGCUGCGUACAUGGCAGCUGCCAAGAACCAUGGCAGUGCAACUGUGAGAUCAACUGGGGCGGUCUGCUCUGCAACAAAGAUCUGAACUACUGUGGAAAUCACCACCCUUGUUUGAAUGCUGGGACCUGCAUUAACAGUGAACCUGACGAGUAUUACUGCGAUUGCCCAGAUGGCUAUUCUGGGAAGAAUUGUGAAAUUGCCGAGCAUGCUUGUGCUUCCAACCCCUGCGCAAAUGAUGGAACCUGUCACGAAGUUUCUUCUGGAUUUCAGUGCCACUGCCCACCUGGCUGGACUGGACCAACCUGUGCAGUUGAUAUUGAUGAAUGUGCAUCCAACCCUUGUGCUCGUGGAGGAAUUUGUAAAGACCUUAUAAAUGGGUUUGAGUGCCUGUGUCCCCCACAGUGGGUAGGGACCACUUGCCAGCUUGAUGCUAAUGAGUGUUUGGGGAAACCCUGUCUUAAUGCUUAUUCUUGCAAAAACCUGAUUGGUGGAUAUUACUGUGACUGCAUUCCAGGAUGGACAGGCGUAAAUUGUCACAUCAAUAUUAAUGACUGCCAUGGCCAGUGUCAGAAUGGGGGCAAAUGUAAGGAUAAGCUAAAUGGAUAUCGCUGUCUUUGCCCUCGUGGUUUUGGUGGUAAGAACUGUGAGAAAAAUGUAAACGAGUGCUUGAGCAAUCCAUGUCAGAAUGGAGGGAUCUGUGAAGAUCUGGUCAACGAAUUUCACUGUCGUUGUCUCCCGGGGUUCUCUGGAGCCGUGUGUGAGAUAGAUGUUGACUUCUGUGAGCCCAACCCUUGUCAGAACAGAGCCAAGUGCUAUAAUGUGGGAGGGGAUUAUUACUGUGCAUGCUCUGAGGAUUACGAUGGAAAGAAUUGUUCUCAUCUUAAAGACCACUGCAAAAACAGCUCUUGCAAGGUCAUUGACAGCUGUACAAUAGAGAUUGCUACUAAUGCCACCCAGGAGGGUAUCCGUUACAUCUCCUCAAGCGUUUGUGGACCACAUGGACGAUGCAUUAGUCGGCCAGGAGGGAAUUUCACCUGUUCCUGUGACCGAGGGUUUACCGGUGCAUACUGCCAUGAGAAUAUAAAUGAUUGUCUGGGAACCCCUUGUAAGAACGGUGGAACUUGCAUUGAUGACAUAGAUUCAUUCAAGUGCUUUUGUCCAAAUGGUUGGGAAGGAGAGUUCUGUGACAUAAAUUACAAUGACUGCAGCCCUAACCCAUGUCACAAUGGUGGGAGAUGUAUAGAUUUGGUGAAUGAUUUUGCUUGUGAAUGUAAAAAUGGUUGGAAAGGCAAAACCUGCCAUUCACGAGAAUAUCAGUGUGAUCCAAACACCUGCAGUAAUAGUGGCACAUGUUAUGACACAGGAGACACCUUUAAAUGUCUUUGUCCUCCAGGCUGGGAGGGGGUUACGUGUAAUAUUGCUAAGAGCAGCAGCUGUCUGCCUAACCCUUGUGCAAACGGAGGGACUUGCGUGGGCAAUGGAGAUUCCUAUUCCUGCAUGUGUAAAGAAGGUUGGGAGGGACGAACGUGCACGCAGAAUACAAACGAUUGCAAUCCACAUCCCUGUUACAACGGUGGCAUCUGUGUUGAUGGUGUUAAUUGGUUUCGAUGUGAGUGUGCGCCUGGAUUUGCUGGGCCUGAUUGCAGAAUUAACAUUGAUGAAUGCCAGUCAUCCCCUUGUGCAUACGGUGCCACUUGUAUAGACCAAAUAAAUGGUUACAGCUGCACUUGUCCUUCUGGAAGAGCUGGUCCACGGUGCCAAGAAGUUAUUGGCUUUGGUAGAUCUUGUUGGCUGAAGGGAAUGCAGUUCCCCCAUGGAAGUAAAUGGGAUGAAGAAUGCAAUAGCUGCCAUUGUAUGGAUGGGCUUGUGGAAUGUACCAAGGUCUGGUGUGGCCGAAAACCCUGUCUGCUGGGGAGACGUGAUAAGAAUCGCUGCCCUCUGGACCAAGAAUGUGAAGUAAGGCUGUCUCCUCCAAAAUGCUUCCAACUGCCCUGCAGUGAAUGGGGAGAAUGCAGCGCUCCAGACAUGUCCCAUGCUUCAGGCAAAUGCUUGCCCAACUCUGGCUACCUGGACAAUAACUGUGCACAAAUGACCUUAAUCUUCAACAGCGAGAAAGUGCAGCAGGGAACUACAGUGGAAAACAUCUGCUCAGAGAUCCGAUAUUUACCAUCCAUCAAAACAUUAGCCAGAGAAAAGCCGCUAAUAGUUUUGUGCGAUUUAUCAUAUUCAUUACAAAAUGCCAUUGAAGUUGCAAUAGCAUUUAUCUCAGAAACAGAUAAUCAAGACAACACUCUUAUGCAAAAUGCCGCCAAUACCUUUGUCAGUGCCAUUACGAAACGACAGAACAGUACAUUAAUGUUGGCGAUUGGUGAAGUCAAGGUUGAAACUUCAGUUAUGGGAAAUUCUAGUUCAGAUUAUCUCGUAUAUAUACUCUGCGCAGUUUUUAGUGUAAUCUGGGUUACUUGUAUAAUUAUUUGCGUGUGGUGGACACGGAAACGAAGAAAAGAGCGAGAGAGACAACGCCAAGAAGAAAAUGCAAAUAACCAACGGGAACCUUUAAAUCCCAUAAGGAACCCUAUUGGGGCCCCUUACAAUAACAGAGACAUUCAGUAUGAAUGCAAAAAUGUCCUCUUUCAGCAAAAAAGAACUUCUAAUGCUGAAGAGGAGGAGAAAGAGGAGGAACUGGAGGGAGAGGUGAUGGAAGAAGAGAAAUACCUCUCUCUAACUUGCCCAAAAACUUUCACAAACAAAGGGGAUGUUGACUAUUCAGAAAGUUCCCCUGAAAAGAAACCACAUCGGACAAGUCACCACAAAAUGGACAACAGAUGUGUUAAAAAUGUGAAUACAUCCUGCUGAAGGAACUAAAGCCAUAGCUGUAUCCAAAAAUAAAGGAUAUUGUGCCUGCACCAAGAACGGGAAGGGCGAAGACGCAGACUUCAUCUCGUAUCAACCUUUCGGCCUUUUUGGGACAUGAAUGGUGUCUUCAAUACUGACCAGAACCCCUUUAAGAGACCGAGAGGUUCAGGACUAAAAUUUGACGUCUGUCAACUAUAUUCUGUAAAAAAAACAGAAAAGAAAAAAAAAUGUAUUUUUUAUUUGUUGCAUUAAUCUUUCUAUAACUUAUUUGAUCAUAAAGACAACAAAACAAAUCAAGGCAGAGUUCUUUGAUAGUUGCUAUUUAUGUAAAAGUUUGCAAAAAAAAAAGUAACAUAAAAUUUAGGAACUCGGAGUGAAUUUAAAGGUUAUGGUUAAUAUGUUUUCCAUAUAUCAUGUAAAGUUUAUUACCAAAGACCGUACAUUUGUAGUUCCUUUUUAUGUUCUGUUUAUAAUUUGCUGUGGCUUCAGGGAAAACAACCUCCUGGUUGAGGAAUGUAAGUGAACUGAAACCCAAUGUCUUAUUUUUUUAUAUUUUUUUUCUCCCUUGCUGCCCAGUGGACUGCGACGCAGUAUUGGUUCCUCUGGCAGAAAAAGGGGCCAACUCCAUUAACCAGAACAUCUCUGAAUGUGCUUUGCAAAUUUGCUUUAACAUUCUUUUUAAUAAAAAUGACUACAAUGAUAAACCAGCCCCAGAGCUAUGAACUGAGGCAUUUUUUUUUUUUAUUCAUUUUUAGGAUUGCAGUAUUGACUCACGUGACAAGUGCCUUGAGAUUUAAACUUUUCUAUAGCAACUGUCAAAGACCUCCCUCCUGUUUAAAAUGCUAAGUAACACUACAGGGGCCUUUUCAUAGAGAGUCAGUUUAUUUUCUAUUUGUGAAAGAAUACUUUGUAUAUAUGUAUAUAUUAAAUGAAUAUCUCUGUAUAUUUGAUUUAUUAACUUACAACCUUUCAGACUUGUUUUUGACAUGCCAUUCCUUUUAAUUUAUGUUGCUGAAGGGAAGUUAUAUGACUUUCGUUUAUAUAUUAUAUAUAUAUAUAUAUAUAUUUGUUGUUGUUUUUGUUUUUUGUUUUUUUCGAUGUCCAGAUUUAGAAAGGGAUGUUACUAUAAUCAAUGUUAGGAAUCUGUUUGUCAGUUGUAUUUUGUGACACAAAGCAGCUAUAUGUAAAUACUACAGAGAUGUUUAUCCGCUUAUUUUGUUCUGUUUGUCUAAGAACCUCAGUUUGUGUAAAGCCUUACAUAAGUAGAGACGAGGGAGUCCUGUUUUUGUGAACGUUUAAUUACAAGUGGUAUUAUAUAUUUUUUAUUUUAUUUUUUUUGCUUACACUACAGGCCGAAUGAAGGGAACAAUAUUUUAUUUUCUCUGUCUAGUAAUUUUUCAACUAAAAGGAAAAAAAAAUAUGCUAGCAAAUCCAGUAAGAUUAAUUACCUCAUGGGAAUUGAGGCUUCAGCAUUUUGGUUUUGAAUUAUUUUUAUUUAAAAAAAAAAAGAAAAAAAAAAAAAGAAUUGCUUCUUACCUUUAGUCAAGCUGUUUUCCUGGACAAUGGAACACUACCUAAGUAUAGUUAGUGCAGCUAUAAACCUAUCAAUCUGAGAGUUCAAACUAUGGCCAAGGAACACAACACUUGGAACAAACUAUUUUAUACAAAAAUGCAGGAAUCGCUUUGCUAAAACCGCUGUGUAGUCUAUUUUCUUUGACAUGUUCUUAAAAGUUUCAGAAAAAAAGUCUAUUUAUUAAAGCAUUUUAUAACAAUGUU
Molecule: messenger RNA, 5525 nt
Organism: Bombina bombina (fire-bellied toad)
Lineage: Eukaryota; Metazoa; Chordata; Amphibia; Anura; Bombinatoridae
Gene: JAG2
Product: jagged canonical Notch ligand 2
Exons: 26
Coding region: 123-3749 (1208 amino acids)
Biological process (GO): cell communication; Notch signaling pathway; multicellular organism development
Cellular component (GO): membrane
Molecular function (GO): calcium ion binding; Notch binding
Source: RefSeq, a predicted model, not a curated record